AUGUCUCAACAACACACACCCCUACGCCCCCAGCCUCAGAGCAACCAGUCGUCUCCCUCCGUCUACUCCCAGCCAGGGGGGACUCCCGACCAUACCCACAAACCUUCCAGGCUGAGGGACAAGAUCCUCCACAACCUGCCGACCGGCGACACGCCGCCCCGGCCCAGCCGCGACCUCUUCGCUGACGAGCGCAAACAGCGCCAACAGGCUAUGCUCCUCCUCUCCCGCGACAAGAUGGAGCUCAACAACCCCAGCACCGUUGACUCCAAGUGGACCAACUACAACAUCAAGCGCAAGGACCCCAACGAGAUGCGCGCAAUUCAGGCGGCCCGCCGAACCCAGCGCUAUGCAGCUCAGCAGACCAACCCUCCCGACUCGAAGGAGUCGUCUGCCUCCACCUCAAGACCCUCUUCUGCCACACCCACCUCAAACAACCCAGCCCCUGCCCAUUGGGUCACCUCACUCCGGACCGGUAGCCCGGAACAAGUUUCGCCCGCCUUCUUGGCCGCCAUGAAGCGCAUGAGUGUUGCGAGCUCUUCGAGCGGCGUCGACGCAAUCACCCUCCAACGUGUCCGCGAGGCGAUCCACAGUCGAGACGAGGGGCACCAACCCGAGCGCCUCUCGCAGGAGACCGAGGUCCAGACCCAUCCUGCUCGGCCUCGUCGGCGCUACAGCGACCGCAGGGGACCGGACGCACACGACCCUACUCUCGUGUCGGACGAGCCAUCUACCAGCUUCAACCCCUAUGUCCCUAGCGAGCGGUACCGCUACCCCGACGAGGUGAACCCUUACGCCACCGAGAGAUAUGGCGACCUCGACGUGCGCCUGGACAUGCGGCGUCUGGGCCGUGUCGGACACCGGUCAGCAGAGGAACCGGAGGUGGGCCACAGCUUCCAGUCCAAGGACAAGGGACAAAAGGACACAAAGGGCAAGGGCAUGCGCAAAAGCUGGGAGCGGCUGCGCAAGGCUGUUGGCCUAGUUGACCCCGACAAGGCGAUCGCGCAGACAUGCGCCCCAGAGGGGUGGGAAAACUGGGAGGAGGUCCGUACCGAGGGCCGUGUUCCGAGUUCGACUGACCCCUACGGCGCAUCGGCACGCUUCUCGGGCGAGCCAGACCACGCCAAGCAGCCCAACUACGAGAGGAAGGGAUCCGCAUCGUCGCUCUUCUCGCUCGGCGGCAGUCGCAAGGUCAAGGACCGUCGCGAGGUUCCGUUCAUGGAGCCGCUCUAUGUACCCACCGACCGCAAUGAGCGGAUAGCGAUGGGGCCCACACUCGCACACACCCCGCGAGACUGGAAGAUGAACGACGGUCACGUCACGCGCAUGCGCGCAGGAUCACCGGUCGCGGACAGCCUCCGUCACGGCAUGGUCGACGAGCGAGCUCGGCGGGGCGAGAGCCCGCCGCCCAAGGACGGUCCAGUUCGUCGCCUUGUCCGUCGCGCCAGUGGGCCCCUCCGCCGCACGCUGUCCAAGAUCAGCCUCAAGUCGAAGAAGAGUACGGAAAACCUGACGGGUGGCGAAGACUUCUUCCUCCCUUCACCGACUGCUCUUGGACCCGCUCGCCCAGAGCGGCACUCGUGUUAUCUUGCUUGUGUCAGCAGCCUCAUCGAGGAUGUGCACAAGUUUGACGAGUGCUUCUGCGACUGCCCUGGAUGCCGGCCGCAGGAGCGCCGCCGUCCCCAAUGGAGCCAGUAA
Cutaneotrichosporon cavernicola is the source of this 1695-nucleotide messenger RNA. RefSeq lists its product as uncharacterized. Lineage: Eukaryota; Fungi; Basidiomycota; Tremellomycetes; Trichosporonales; Trichosporonaceae. The record is from RefSeq and is a predicted model, not a curated record. The coding region runs from base 1 to 1695 and encodes 564 amino acids. The transcript is spliced from 2 exons.